This is a messenger RNA of Erigeron canadensis, 1862 nucleotides long. RefSeq names its product (E)-beta-farnesene synthase-like. The coding region runs from base 10 to 1737 and encodes 575 amino acids. Gene Ontology annotation, biological process: diterpenoid biosynthetic process. Gene Ontology annotation, molecular function: terpene synthase activity; magnesium ion binding. The transcript has 7 exons. The record is from RefSeq and is a predicted model, not a curated record. NCBI's taxonomy places the organism in Eukaryota, Viridiplantae, Streptophyta, Magnoliopsida, Asterales, Asteraceae.
GAUUUUAAGAUGUCAAAUUUCCCGAUUUCUAGUGCUUCCCUUUCUUCAAAUCUGUCAUCGUCUCCUGUCGUCGAUAAUGCUAGCAGAGCGAAUGGUAAUGUGAUCCGCAACACCGUGAUGCCGGGAGCUAGCAUAUGGGGAGAUCAAUUUCUUACAUAUGAUGAGCCAAAAGAUUUUGGUGUGGAGAAACAAGUUAUUGAAGAGUUAAAAAAAGAAGUGAGAAAUGAGCUUAUGAUCAAAGCUUCUGAUGAAUUUAUGCAGCAUAAGAAGUUGAUAGAGCUUAUUGAUGCAGUCCAACGCCUCGGAAUAGCCUAUCACUUUGAAGAGGAGAUAGACAAAGCCUUGAAACAUAUAUAUGUUACAUAUGGAGAACAAUGGGUCUAUAAUAUUAAGGACCUUCACAGCAUUUCUCUUUGGUUUCGUCUCCUACGACAACAAGGCUUCAACAUUUCAUCCGAAAUAUUCAUGAACCACAUGGACGAGAAGGGGAACUUUAGGGAAUCCUUAUGUACCGAUGCUCAAGGAAUGCUCGCUUUGUAUGAAGCAGCAUAUAUGAGGGUCGAGGGUGAACAAAUACUAGACAAAGCUCUCAAGUUCACUAAAAUCCACCUUGGCAAAAUAGUCAAGGAUCCUAGCUGUGACUCUUUUCUAAGAACCUUGAUACAACAAGCGCUAAAGCAGCCACUUCGCAAAAGAUUACCAAGGCUAGAGGCAGCGCGUUACAUUCCAAUCUACCAACAAGAAAAUUCCCACAAUGAGCUCUUAUUGAAGCUUGCAAAGUUAGAUUUUAACAUGCUUCAAUCCAUGCACAAAAAGGAGCUUAGCCAAAUAUGCAAAUGGUGGAAGGAUUUGGACAUGCAGAAUAAGCUGCCUUAUGUUCGAGACAGAUUAGUCGAAGGCUACUUUUGGAUAGUGGGAGUCUAUCCCGAGCCUCACCAUUCUCGUUCAAGGAAAUUCCUGAUCAAAACAAGCAUGUGGUUAGUCGUUAUGGAUGAUACAUUCGAUAAUUAUGCUACCUAUGAUGAACUUGAGAUUUUUACAGAAGCUGUUGAAAGAUGGUCUAUAAGUUGCUUAGAUGUGCUUCCAGAAUACAUGAAACUAAUAUAUCAAGAGCUACUUAAUAUGCACUCAGAGAUGGAGGAAUCUAUCGAAAAGGAAGGAAAAUCAUAUCAAAUUCACUAUGUUAAGGAGAUGGCGAAAGAAUACACUCGUAGCCUCUUAAAGGAAGCCAAAUGGUUAAACGACGGGUACAUGCCAACAUUAGACGAACACAUAGGUAAUUCAUUGGUAACGGGUGGAUAUCCCGUAAUCAUUGCCAGAUCUUACGUAGGCGGGGGUGAUAUGGUCAAUGAGGAAACCUUUAAAUGGGUGGCCACAUUUCCUCCUGUUGUUAAAGCUUCAUGUUUGAUUAUCAGGCUUAUGAAUGAUAUUGCCACACACAAGGAAGAACAAGAGCGAAACCAUGGUCCUUCAAGCAUAGAAUGCUACCAAAAGGAAUUUGGGGCAUCAGAGGAGGAAGCAUGUCAGUUUUUCUCGAACCAAGUUGAAGAAGCAUGGAAAGUUAUGAAUAGAGAGUCACUCGGGCCUACCCAUGUCCCAUUUCCUGUACUUAUGCCUCCGAUCAACUUUGCUCGUGCGUGUGAUGUCAUCUACAAAGACAACGAUAGCUACAAACAUGCCGGGGAAGAAAUGAUCAAUCACAUCAAAUCCUUCUUUGUUCACCCUAUGGUUAUUUAAUUAGUCUUAAAUUGAUGAUCGAUUUCAUCAUUUAAUUGCUGUUGUUUACAAAAUAACGAUGUGUGGUGUGUAAGAUUCAUCUAAGUGAAACAAGCAAUUAAUUAUUAUAUGUUGUUAAUUUUUAA